CUUCCAGUCCACAGAAAGUCGUCCACUCCGAAACACCCUACUACACUUUUCAACUUCACCAAUGUAUGUAGCGCAUCGACUACUACCUUACCUGUAUAUAACAAUUACCACUUAUUUACCCUGCCUCUAGCAACGUCAUUCCGAAAAUGGACAAGAAAAGCGCCAAAGACGUCCCCGCAUCCACCGCCGCUCGCCCCGUCGAGAAGGCGGCACCCGCCAACAAUAAGCCCAAAGUACCUCUAGACAGCUCGCGCCGUGCGCUUGAGAUUCAUCUUGUCAGUGAGCAACUGCUCUUGAUGAUGCGGGAGGUGCAAGAUGCGCAAGAGAAAACGGUUUCCUAGGUAUCAGAGGAGUCCGCCCUCCUCCAUUUAGAAGCCGGGGCCUGUUUUGAAACACUGCGACAAAAGGUACCUUACCUACCUCUACUUCACUCAACCUACGGAGCACGACAUAACUCGGCAAUGGUUGGGAAGCAGUGACGUUGGGGGUAAUUUGGAUCAAAGUCUGGCCUGAAGAACUUGAGGGGACAUCGGAGAAGAUGGUAGAAAUUCGCAAUAGCGGUUGUGCUUUUGGAGGUUUGCUUAUGAGAUAGGCCUGGUUCGUUCUUCAGUUUUUCGAAAGCAUUAGCACCUCUACCUAGAUAGUUUUCGUCUAAAGCGAAGGGCUGGAAGUCAAGGGCGGU
Molecule: messenger RNA, 682 nt
Organism: Neurospora tetraspora
Lineage: Eukaryota; Fungi; Ascomycota; Sordariomycetes; Sordariales; Sordariaceae
Exons: 2
Coding region: 147-341 (64 amino acids)
Source: RefSeq, a predicted model, not a curated record